AAACAUUUGUGUUGGAUUCUUCUUCCUUCAUAUUCUUUGUAAUGGUUGCAGAAUUUUGAGUUAUUGUUAAUAUUUUUGAAUUGGGUAUUUGUUAGAUUUGAGGGAGAUUGCGUCUCUGAUGGACCCUGGUGCAUAUGCAUCCGAAAUUAGGCGAAUUGUGCGAGCCGUGGGGCUUACCAUGGCGAUCCGGCGCAAACUGAAGGCACCCGUGCUCUCUGCUUUCCUCAAUUUCGCUCUUGCUCCGGGAUCUGCGGCGCAUAGUAGGUUGUCUUCUUAUCUUCCAAAGGAAGAUGAGCAUGAUAUGGAAGUUGAUACUGCUACCUCUUCGCUUCAAGCUCCUGCAAAACAUCCAUUACCGGAGCUGGAAAUCUACUGCUACUUGCUUGUCUUGAUAUUUCUGAUUGAUCAAAAGAAGUACAACGACGCAAAAGCUUGCUCCUCUGCAAGCAUUGCCCGGCUGAAGAACGUGAAUAGGAGGACUCUUGAUGUUCUAGCUGCUAGGCUUUACUUCUACUACUCUCUCAGCUAUGAACUUACUGGUGAUCUUGCUGAAAUUAGAGGUGACCUUCUCGCCCUGCACCGCAUUGCAACAUUGCGUUAUGAUGAGCUGGGACAGGAAACACUUCUCAACCUGCUGCUUCGCAAUUACCUCCAUUACAAUUUGUAUGAUCAAGCGGAGAAACUGAGGUCAAAGGCACCUAGAUUCGAAGCACACUCAAACCAGCAGGCAACUCUCUAUUAUCCAUAUCUUUUUGUUUUUAAUGGAGCAAUUGAUGCUAUAUUGGAUCAUGCAAAUGGAUGGAUGCUGUCAAAGGAGACGGGUGACAUCUACUCUACAAAUGAGCCUCAAAUUGCAUUCAACUCAAGGAUUGCUUUCUGUCUGAAUAUGCAUAAUGAGGCAGUACGCGCACUUCGAUUUCCUCCAAACUCUCACAAGGAGAAAGAAAGUGCUGAGAAAAGGAGGGAGAGACAACAACAAGAACAAGAACUUGCAAAGCACAUCGCAGAGGAGGAUGACGAUGAGUUCUGAACUUCUGAUUUAAUCACUUUCAAGAGGCAUCACUUAGACCUGGAUAAUGCCUUCAUCAAGAUGUGCAUUUCUCUUUCCUUGAAACUCUGGGCAAAAAUGUUAUAAUUUUGAACUUGGCUUGCCAUAGAUAUUUAUGUUGUUUUAAUUCAACUUGGUAGGACCUUAUUGGUUCCAAAAUUUUAUUUGUAUCGUUCAUUUCUUCACCCAUUGAACAGUCGUUUGAGUGCUAUCUCAUCCUGGUGAGAAACUCAUCUUUAGCUUUUUCUGAUCAAAGUUUUUCCGUUGCUGAUUUUUAUUUUAUUGGUAUUGAAUAAUGAAUUAACCCCAUA
Molecule: messenger RNA, 1359 nt
Organism: Rubroshorea leprosula
Lineage: Eukaryota; Viridiplantae; Streptophyta; Magnoliopsida; Malvales; Dipterocarpaceae
Source: the annotation of a GenBank genome assembly